AUGGAACUAUUUCACCAUUCUCCUCUCUUACAGCCCGAUCGCUAUGUGCCCGGCUCCCCCAUCUUCCGCGACACCAGCAGCCCAACGCCCCGACCCGCCCUCGCGGGGCCUAUAACAUCACCGCCCAUCUCAGCCUCCUCCGCCUCCCCCUCCGCCUCCCCCUCCGCCUCCGCCUCCUCCUCACCAUCCCCCUCCAACGCCACCGCCAUUGCCGCCAGCACCGCCGCCAUUAGCACCGCCAGCAGCACCACCCCACCAGGAGCCGCAGGAGCAGCAGGAGGAUCUGCAGCGUCCAGAAGCCGAGGAGCCAGAGUGUGCACGAUAAGAUUUGUGGUCUGA
This is a messenger RNA of Drosophila takahashii, 339 nucleotides long. The record is from RefSeq and is a predicted model, not a curated record. Lineage: Eukaryota; Metazoa; Arthropoda; Insecta; Diptera; Drosophilidae.